Messenger RNA from Neomonachus schauinslandi (Hawaiian monk seal), 477 nucleotides. It is a transcript of the gene REG4, whose product is annotated as regenerating family member 4. The transcript is spliced from 5 exons. Bases 1 to 477 code for a protein of 158 amino acids. The record is from RefSeq and is a predicted model, not a curated record. Gene Ontology annotation, molecular function: mannan binding; signaling receptor activity. Lineage: Eukaryota; Metazoa; Chordata; Mammalia; Carnivora; Phocidae.
AUGGCCCCCCACAGCCUGUGGCUGCUCCUGGUGCUGAGCUGUGUAGCCAGCACUGAAGUCCUGGGUAACGUCCUCAUGAGACCCAGCUGUGCGCCUGGAUGGUUUUACCACCUGUCCAAUUGCUACGGAUACUUCCGGAAGCUAAGGAGCUGGUCUGAAGCUGAGCUCGAGUGUCAGUCCUACGGAAACGGAGCCCACCUAGCGUCUCUCCAGAAUGUAAAAGAAGCCACCAUCGUAGCAAAACACAUAACUGGCUACCAAAGAAACCAGCCCGUGUGGAUCGGCCUGCACGACCCACAAAAGAAGCAACAAUGGCAGUGGAUCGAUGGGGCCUUCUCUGGCUACAGAAGCUGGUCUGGCGCGUCCAGGCGUAGGGACGAGCACUGUGUGGAGAUGAGCUUCAAGGACAAUUUUUUGACCUGGGAGAGCAAUGACUGCAGCAAGCACCGGCACUUCCUGUGCAAAUACCAGCCAUAG